AGUGCUCGUGUGAGAACGGAUGCUAUGCUUGUUAUCGAAUGUUUGUGUGAAUUUUCAUAGCUUGUUCUUUUUACUGUUCCUAGAUGCAAUUUUUGGUGAAUUUUUAUUAAAAUCUAUAUCUUAGUCCUAAUUGUAGCAGUUGCACUUAGUGAUAGAACAAAUUAUUGAGUGGAAGAAAAAUGCGGUUAACCAACAAAUUAUGCGCCCAACAUCUAGGAUGGACUUUCAAAAAACAUUGGUUAGUUCAAGGGAAAAGAAUACCAGGUGACACAGGAGCUGUUGAAGAAGUGAUAAAGAAUGGUGUUAAGUUACAAAGUGUUACUGAUUUAACGAAAUCUGAGGGGCAUAACCAGCGAGAAAGAAAAUAUAUUGGCGAGGAGGUUAUUAAUCUCAAUUGGAACACAAAGCCGAGCUACUUAUUUGGUGACAAUAACAUAUUACUUAAGGGUAUUCAGCAAGCUGUAGUGCUUACAAAUACUAUUGAAGAACAAAGUUUGCCGGGUUGUAUACAGGAUUCUUUAGAAAGAGUUCAAAUAACUGGAUUGUGCGAGCGCAGUAUAAAAGAAGCAAUUAUGGCUUCAAAUAUAUUUUCAGCAGAUCAAGAAAAGUUGCCCAAAACAAGGGAUAAUGUCCGUGUUGGAUAUAAUCUCCGCCGAGAGUAUGGUAUACCAAACGAAAGAAAAAUUACGAUAUUGUUAAAUAAAUUGAUAACCGAAUGCGAGAAGAUUGCGGGCCGCAACAUAAAUUUCCAACGGCGCAUAAUUGACCAGGUCAAUUUUAAUUUUACUUUGCCUAGAAAUGAGGAAACGUUACUCUUUCGGGUGAAAGCAGAGAAGUUCAUUACAUCAAGUCGAGCUUUGGCAUCCAUUAAAGGAAAAUUCGAUUCAGAAUUACCAAAUAUAUAUCCCCUAAAAAGCACAAUAUCAAUGCCAAAAGAGCAUUUAUAUUCAAAUAAAACAAUUAGUCCUUUUAGUCGCGACAUAAAUUUUCAUCCUCAUACAAUAUUCGUAUAUUUUGAUAAUGACAAAGUGGCAAACCUUCAUGACGUCCCUGUAAACUUAUCUCAAUUUCAAAGUCGCAACAUGCUUAAAGCAUUUGCAGUAGCUGCAGCACGCGCUAAACAACUUUAUGGUAAUUCUGACGUCGAGAAAUUGACUAGGCCCAUAGUUGUGCAAAGUAUACAGACUGAUGGCCGCACGUUUCACUUUGGUGUAUUUCAACUAAAUGACUUACGUUCCGAUGACUUGGGAGGAGCUAAGAAUUAUUGGUUUCACUCAUCCAAUCUUGAUCUUUUUGAAAAAUGCGAAUACGUUUCUGGAAGGCCCAAAUUAAUAGGAUUUAAUAAGGAUGUUUUGCGAUAUCUGUACGCAUUUUAUAUAAAUUCUUAACCUUAAUGAUUCUAAACACUUUUGAUUAAAUAAAAACAUAAUUUAGUAACAGACAGAUUAAACUUAAA
Molecule: messenger RNA, 1456 nt
Organism: Bactrocera tryoni
Lineage: Eukaryota; Metazoa; Arthropoda; Insecta; Diptera; Tephritidae
Gene: mRpL37
Product: 39S ribosomal protein L37, mitochondrial
Exons: 6
Coding region: 180-1388 (402 amino acids)
Biological process (GO): translation
Cellular component (GO): ribosome; mitochondrion
Molecular function (GO): structural constituent of ribosome
Source: RefSeq, a predicted model, not a curated record